Molecule: messenger RNA, 358 nt
Organism: Pectinophora gossypiella (pink bollworm)
Lineage: Eukaryota; Metazoa; Arthropoda; Insecta; Lepidoptera; Gelechiidae
Exons: 3
Coding region: 1-336 (111 amino acids)
Source: RefSeq, a predicted model, not a curated record
AUGUAUUGGACAAAGCAAUGGCUUUGCCUUGUGAUUUUAUCCGUUACUUUCAAAUGUGCUGUAGGUUUCUGGUUUCCUUCACAUUUAGAGACGGGAAUAAGUGCUGUGAAGAAAGCAUCGAGAUGGAACAUUCCAUGGCUAAACAUCGGCAUACAAUGUAACGGCUGUCCACCAAAGAGUUGCGAGGAUGAUGAGGCCGUCAUACAUGGAUACUGCUGUGGGUGCGCGUAUUCUGGCGACCGACUUCCAGUGAUGUGUCCUCAGUUCCUUCAGUGUCCACUUAACCUGCAAGGACUCUGUCACGACUACGAGUAUAUGAUGCGAUGCUGUUGUUAACUGGAAAGAAGUGGGUCGGAAC